This is a messenger RNA of Kockovaella imperatae, 876 nucleotides long. Its product is annotated as syntaxin 6, N-terminal-domain-containing protein. The coding region runs from base 116 to 847 and encodes 243 amino acids. Gene Ontology annotation, biological process: intracellular protein transport; Golgi vesicle transport. Gene Ontology annotation, cellular component: membrane. The transcript is spliced from 6 exons. The record is from RefSeq and is a predicted model, not a curated record. Gene Ontology annotation, molecular function: SNAP receptor activity. NCBI's taxonomy places the organism in Eukaryota, Fungi, Basidiomycota, Tremellomycetes, Tremellales, Cuniculitremaceae.
GGAGUCUAUACAGCAAGGCCUACAAAGGGAGAAGCUAAGGGAAGAGAUCCAAGACUCGCCGUCGCGCAGUGGAAGCGUCCAGUCAGUACUUGCGAAAAACGUGCACCAUCUUGAAAUGGCUCGAGAUCCAUAUGUUGACGUCAAGAAGGAGGUCGAGCAGAACCUGAGGGCUACGCAUACUCUACUCGAGUCAUACGACAGGCUAUCGGACACAUCGACCUCAUCAACGUUUGCUGAAGCGCAGGAAGAGCUCCGAGGAACAUUGGCUCUUCUGGAAGCGGAUUUGGAGGAUCUCGAGGAAUCCGUCAGAGUUGUCGAAGCGACGGGCGAUAGAUGGGGGAUAGAAGAAUCAGAAGUAAAGCGUCGGCGGGGUUUUGUAGAGAGAGUCAAGGCAGAAGUCAGAGACCUAAGGGGGAAGAUACAUGGAAAUGGCCAGGGAAACGCACACAGUCGCAGCAAAGGCAAGGGAAAAGAAAGGGGACCUUAUAGAGAUCUACCGGACGAUCUGGAGGCCGGACCAGAGGAUGAUGCAGAAGAAGCGAGGAGGUGGGAGAUGGAGGAGCAGCAGACCUUGAUACGGCAACAAGACGAUACGCUCGGGUUCAUUUCAGGGACGUUGACUACGCUGGCGUCGCAGGCUGGACUGAUAGGGCAGGAAGUGGGCGAACAGACUGAGAUGCUUGACGAUUUAGGGAGCCGAGUGGAUACCACAACCUCGCGAUUGAAACGAGUACAACGCCAGAUGAACGACUUUAUUCGGCGGAACGAAGAAACGAAGAGCGGCUGGUGCAUUUGUAUACUGAUCUUCGUUCUCAUAGCUUUGCUCAUAGCUGUAAUCAUUACAUAGGCUAGCAGACAUCAUGCAUAGAGUUCAAU